Molecule: messenger RNA, 1473 nt
Organism: Contarinia nasturtii (swede midge)
Lineage: Eukaryota; Metazoa; Arthropoda; Insecta; Diptera; Cecidomyiidae
Gene: Mcad
Product: probable medium-chain specific acyl-CoA dehydrogenase, mitochondrial
Exons: 4
Coding region: 186-1439 (417 amino acids)
Biological process (GO): fatty acid beta-oxidation; medium-chain fatty acid catabolic process
Cellular component (GO): mitochondrion
Molecular function (GO): medium-chain fatty acyl-CoA dehydrogenase activity; flavin adenine dinucleotide binding
Source: RefSeq, a predicted model, not a curated record
CUGACAGUGAAAACACAAUAAAUAUUUUAGAGUGAAACCGUCUGUGUGUUCAGGCAUUUGAUAUUUUGCGUUCGAAGGCAAAACAAUUUAUUUAACGUUGUCAUAAUAGUUUAAAAUUCAGUUCUUAUUGAAAUUAUAAAACUUGUUUAACUUAAUAAAUUAGUAUCGAUUUAAUAGGCCGCAAAAUGUUAUCAGUUUUGGGACAGCUUUCGCGUCAAAACACUCGAGUGAUUUCUCGUUUGGUCAAAGUUCAAGGUGCAAAUUCCGUGCGAAGCAUUUCAUUUGAUUUGAGCGACGAGCAAAAGGAAUUCCAAGAGGUUGCACGUAAAUUUACACGCGAAGAAAUUAUACCGAAUGCUCCGAAAUACGAUAAAACUGGUGAAUAUCCAUGGGAUAUUAUAAAGAAGGCCCAUGCUGUUGGACUGCUCAAUGGACACAUUCCACAGGAAGUCGGCGGUAUGGGAUUGGACGUAUUGACUGGCUGCAUUAUCGCCGAAGAGUUGGCAUACGGUUGUACCGGCAUUAAAACUGCUCUAGAAGCCAGCGGUUUAGGUCAAACACCGGUUAUUAUUGCUGGCAAUCCUGAACAAAAAAAGAAAUAUUUGGGCCGAUUAGUUGAAGAACCAAUUGUGGCUGCGUAUUGUGUAACUGAACCGGGUGCUGGGUCCGAUGUUAGCGGCAUCAAAACAAAUGCCGUAAAGAAAGGUGACGAGUAUAUUCUGAAUGGUCAGAAAAUGUGGAUUACCAAUGGUGGUGUUGCAAACUGGUACUUCUUAUUGGCACGGACCAAUCCAGAUCCCAAAUGUCCUGCUGGCAAAGCAUUCACAGGAUUUAUCGUUGAACGUGACUGGGAAGGUGUGACUCCUGGAAGAAAAGAAAUCAACAUGGGUCAAAGAGCAUCUGAUACGCGCGGUAUUACAUUUGAAGAUGUUCGUAUUCCAAAAGAAAAUGUGCUUGGUAAGGAAGGUGAAGGUUUCAAAAUUGCAAUGAGUACAUUUGAUAAAACUCGGCCACCAGUUGCUGCCGGUGCUAUUGGUCUUGCUCAAAGAGCACUCGACGAAGCUCUGAAGUAUUCUCUAGAACGUAAAACAUUUGGUGUACCAAUCGCAAAUCAUCAAGCGGUUGCGUUUAUGUUGGCUGAUAUGGCAAUUGGCAUUGAAACGGCACGUUUGGCCAUGUACAAAAGUGCAUGGGAAACUGAUAAUGGCAUUCGCAACAGUUAUAAUGCAUCGAUUGCCAAAUGCUAUUCAUCUGAAAUUGCAAAUCGUAUUGCCAGUGAUGCCGUACAAAUAUUCGGUGGUUACGGUUUCAAUACUGAGUAUCCGGUCGAAAAAUUAAUGAGAGAUGCAAAAAUUUAUCAAAUCUAUGAAGGUACAUCACAAAUUCAACGAUUGAUCAUAUCACGAGCUUUGAUCGAUGCCGCCAAAUCAAAACAAUAAAAUUGCAUGCGUUAGAAAUAUCAAAUCAAAUAAA